Messenger RNA from Schistosoma curassoni, 1350 nucleotides. The record is from the annotation of a GenBank genome assembly. NCBI's taxonomy places the organism in Eukaryota, Metazoa, Platyhelminthes, Trematoda, Strigeidida, Schistosomatidae.
AUGGCUCGAUGCCUAAAUUCAUACGCUCAGAAAGUCAUGCAUGAAGAGCAUUACGAAGAAGACGUUGAUGACGAAGACUUGGAUGAUGACGAUGUUGAUGGGUAUGAAGGACUCAGUGACUACGAUGAAGAUGACAUACCUGGAUCCUCUGGCUACGGAAGCCACAGUUUUGGUAAUACUGGAAGUGAGGGCAAAAGUGCUGACUUGCGGCGCCAGAGAUCUAUUAGCGAAGGUGGUGCUGUGUACUGUGUCGAGGCUGGUGAAGACAACAGACGGGAUCAUCACAACCAACUUGAACGUAAAAGACGUGCAAGCAUCAAAACAAGUUAUAAUGACCUUCGAGAAGUUAUCCCGGGUUUACGAGGAUCGAAAGCAUCUAGGGCAGUUAUACUACAGCGCGCAGUUGAGUGCAUCGAAGAGUUGGUCAAAUUGAAUCGUGACCAUACUGUUUGUGUUGAAACGCUGAAACGUCAGAACGACCUGUUGGAUUCUCGAGUUCAAGAGCUCCAACGUUUGGUGCAGCGAAUGGAUGGCGAAGAAGCGUGCAACACUCCAACAUCAAGUUCUUUUGCUAACACUAUUUCUCCGAAUAAUAAUGUCGCCCUUCGAUUAAUAUCACCAACAGCUUCGGGUGUCCCAAUGUAUCGCUGUAUGUCUCAAGAUCCACUCCAGUCAUCUACAUCAACAGAAUGUCCCGGAACUGCUUCUGGUACAGAAUAUGUGUCGUCUAGUCAUCCAUCUGUUCUUCAGUCACAAAAACCUGUUCUGUGCACUAUGGCAAAUUAUUCUCCUUCUGCGCUUGGCCGUGCUAACACAGUAAUGCAUUUCGUCACUAACACGAGUGCCAUAAAUUCAAUCGGGGGACUGGCGACCGACAGCAACACCACGAGCCUAGUUUCUAGUUCACAUUCUGCAUUUUCCCCUUCUGUUUCCUCGUCUGAUGGAUCCAGUACUGGGCCUGCACGAUCCCUCUCCCAGCGGUCUAGUCCUGGUGGGUUGUCAUCUUCGUCUAAUACUUCAUCUAACCCGACAUCACGGCAAUCCUUUAGGACAGAUGAUGACUACUCAGCAGUUUCGAGGGAAGUAAAUUCAACAGGGUCGUUAGAAAAUAUCCCAACAUCCGCGGAUGGUAUUACACAUUCAAACAUCAAACCAGUUCGUCAACAGUUGCGUUCAUCUUCUAGUCCUUCACGUUCUUCUCCACCACCGAUUUUAUCGACUGUACCAACUUUGUUACCCGCUUAUCGUAAAUCAGAUUCUCCUAUACAUUCAUCACACUCACUAAACUCAGGAAGUUGCAAUUCGCAAGGGAAUUUAGGCGGAAAAUCGAAGCGUCGCAAAUUUAGAUGA